Messenger RNA from Oncorhynchus nerka (sockeye salmon), 1621 nucleotides. RefSeq lists its product as uncharacterized. The transcript is spliced from 4 exons. NCBI's taxonomy places the organism in Eukaryota, Metazoa, Chordata, Actinopteri, Salmoniformes, Salmonidae. The coding region runs from base 635 to 1552 and encodes 305 amino acids. The record is from RefSeq and is a predicted model, not a curated record.
AACAAAUUAUUUUACAAUAACUACCUAGUUAUUCAAGUGGUGAACACACUUACCUUCACACUUAACUGCGUGACUGUUCAGAGGGAAUAGUCAGGGGUGAACUGUUACUGUACAUGCUUUUGUUCUGAUGUCCAGGCGUGCAUGCUGAGUCAGAGAGACUGAAGGCGUCUCUGGUUGAGACAGCCUGUGAGCUCACACAGCUCCAGAGAGAGAGUGACAUGCUGAGGGAGGAGAGAGAGAGGCUGACAGAGAGGCUCGCACACUCUGAGGACAACAACAGGAGCCUGGAAGGCUCACUUAGCUCCACACAGGAAGAGAUAGACAGGUUGGAGGAAGUAAUAAUAAGUAUAGGAAAUAGUAGGAGUCCAAUCUCCAGACUCCUUCAUCCCAGCCUUGACUGUUAAUAUUCCAUUGAAUUAUAGCCUGGGGCAGAGUUUCUUUGGCUUGACAACGGUACUGCAGAACAGAUGGCUAAAACAGAACUGGCUCUCAGGCUGAUCGAGUUAGAUGUUGACAGACAAAUAGUAGACUUGAUGUGAGUUUAUUUCACUGUCUAAGGUUGAAGGGAGAACUCGAUGCCUAUCAAAAACAGCUCACCAACAGCAAUGAGCUCCUCAAGUCAUUUUGUGAGGAGAUGCAGGGGUCCGAGCAGAUGAGGACAGCUGCAGUCAACCCCACUGGUAAUGUAUACAAGAAGGUCCCUCACUUCUUCUCUCCAUCUACAGUUAUUCUUGCUAGAUGUGAUGUUGAUUCUGUUGAGUUGCUACACUUUCAUCCAACAUCAGAGUUUGGAGGCGGUCUCCCGGACAACCCCAAGCUAAAUCAACUCCUCUCUGAGAUCCAGCGAAUCAGAGCACAGCUUGCCGAUAAGGAUACAAUACAGACUAAAGCCACAGAGGAGAAACACCCUGAGCAUUCUGGUUGGCCAGAGUGCCCUCCAAUGAUCAUCAACAUCAACUAUGUGGAGUGUGGAGCAUCCAGGCAUUCAAGCAGGAGCAGUCCUUCAGGGAGAAGAGAUCAUGCCAAGAAGGACAAUGACAACCUCUCACAAAGCAGCCUUACCUCCAGCAUAGAUGACUCGGUCCCAUCCUUAUUGAACAGUAGCCUAUCCCCACUGUGGGCAAAUGACAAGAGCCCUAAUGUCACUGGCCAGGAAGAUAAUCGCAUCAACAUGCAGAGACUGAUAUCAGAAGGGAAGACAAUGACCAAUAAGAUGAGUAGGCUACUACAGGGGUGCCACAACAACAACUCCAAUCCCACGUCACAGUCAGCAUUUGAUGUCACUCCGAUUCAGGUGGACCAGAAGUACAUCAAGCAUCUCUCAUCUACCAUCGGUGCCUGUCAUCUUCUGAGGCUCCAAGAGAAGCGUUCUCAGAGUGACUCUGUGAAUUUCUCCCAGAGCCAAGAGAAUUUCUACUUGGAAAAUCUGAAACUGAAGAAUAAAAUUGAGAUAAUGAAGAGGGAGCAAUCUCAAAACAAGAAGAUGCUUUCUGAGGCUGUCAAACGACUGAGAAGAGUGAACCUGGGGAAAGUAGGGAGAGUGAGUGAAUAGCAGCAAAUGAUCAUCAUUCCACUAAGCCAAUCUUUGUUUCAUGGAUUCAAAUAGAAAGAAUUGGAGCUU